AUGUCUCUUCAAACUCCCCUCUGCUCACUGCUCAAGAUCCAGCACCCCGUCCUGCUGGCAGGAAUGGCGCGUGCCUCUGGGGCCCCUCUGGCGGCCGCUGUUUCUAACGCAGGCGGUUUGGGGACAGUCGGCGGUCUGGGCUACACGCCCGAGCAACUUUCAGAGAUGUUGAUGGAACUCAAGGCUUCCCUACGGGACCCUUCUCUCCCCUUCGGCGUUGAUUUAGCCUUACCUCAGGUUGGCGGAGGCGCCCGUGCGACAAACCACGACUACACCCACGGUCAGCUGGACCAGCUCAUUGACGUCGUAAUCUCCCAUGGCGCCAAGCUCUUCGUCUCCGCAGUGGGCGUACCCCCCGAGCGCGUCAUCAAGAGACUACACGACGCCGGCAUCUUGAUCAUGAACAUGGUCGGAGCACCCAAGCACGCCGAGAAGGCACUCAAGCUGGGCGUGGACAUUGUAUGCGCCCAGGGUGGUGAAGGGGGUGGUCAUACAGGCGACAUCCCCUUCUCCGUGCUUGUCCCGGCAGUCGUCGACGUGGCAAAGAAGUACAAGAGCCCGCUGACGGGUCAACCUGCCCUGGUCGUGGCCGCUGGUGGCAUCAACGAUGGACGCAGUUUGGCCGCAUCACUGAUGCUGGGCGCUGUCGGUGUCUGGGUUGGCACCAGGUUCGUUGCCUCGGAGGAAAGCAGUGCUAGUCAGUUGCACAAGGAGGCUGUCGUUGGGGCUCAAUUUGGAGAGACGAAGCGGACCUUGGUCGUUUCCGGUCGGCCGCUGCGUAUGCUGCCCAACGAUUAUAUCAAGGACUGGGAAAAACGACCGGAGGAAAUCUCCCGGCUGACGGCUAAGGGAAUUGUCCCUAUUGAACAUGAUUUCAACAACGAUAAGGAGGACAUUGAGAUUCCUUAUCUGAUGGGUGAUGUAUCGGGUAUCAUCAAGGAGAUUAAGCCUGCCGGUGAGAUCGUACGGGAAAUGGUCCAGCAGGCCGUGGAGGUGCUGCGAACAGGAGGGUCAUAUAUCAAGGUAGGAUCUGCUAGCAAGCUUUGA
Aspergillus bombycis is the source of this 1047-nucleotide messenger RNA. RefSeq names its product NAD(P)H-dependent flavin oxidoreductase. The transcript has a single exon. NCBI's taxonomy places the organism in Eukaryota, Fungi, Ascomycota, Eurotiomycetes, Eurotiales, Aspergillaceae. Gene Ontology annotation, molecular function: nitronate monooxygenase activity. The record is from RefSeq and is a predicted model, not a curated record. Bases 1 to 1047 code for a protein of 348 amino acids.